AGCACACAAUGUGCAUCAACACGCCAGGCAGCUUCACGUGCGCAUGCGCGGACGGAUGGGAGGGAGAUCCGACGAUGGGAUGCUUCAAGAAGAUUGACUACUGGAAGAAAGUGACCAUCGGCGUCAGCGUUGGCCUGGCAACGCUCUGCCUCAUCGCCAUCAUCGUCAUCAUCGUCCUCGUCGUCAGACGUAAAUCGCCUGGCACGUACGACAAGGAGAUAGCGGACUAUGUCUACUCCGAGACGCACCCGUCUCCCUCCUCCACGGGAAACAUAAACCUCCCCCGUGCACACAUCAGCGCCAAGUCUCCGAAAGACUCCGCCGCCGCCGACGACCGCUACGACAAAAGGAGAAGCGAUGAGACGGGCCAUGUCGGCAGUUCUCACCAUGACAACCCGGCGUAUGGACGCGUCAACGAGAACGACAACGUCUUCUUCUAACCAUCUCAUCUCACGAUAGCUACACACGAGUGGAGACAGCAGCGUCCUAGAUGCGCGUGCUAGAUGAAUAAAGGACCGAUGGCUAACAGUCGGUAUCAGCGCGACCACGCAUGCGCAGACCUCAGCAUAUGGAACGACCUAUCGGCAUAGAAUAAGAAUAACUUAGUCAUAAGAAUAACUUAGUUAUUUCUAGUCUAGGCUAUCAGCGAUCAGCACAUAGACGUAUCAAUAUCGCUUGUCACGUCGUAAAUG
This is a messenger RNA of Priapulus caudatus, 692 nucleotides long. RefSeq lists its product as uncharacterized. Bases 9 to 440 code for a protein of 143 amino acids. The transcript has 5 exons. The record is from RefSeq and is a predicted model, not a curated record. NCBI's taxonomy places the organism in Eukaryota, Metazoa, Priapulida, Priapulimorpha, Priapulimorphida, Priapulidae.